Epinephelus lanceolatus (giant grouper) is the source of this 1702-nucleotide messenger RNA. RefSeq lists its product as uncharacterized. The record is from RefSeq and is a predicted model, not a curated record. Lineage: Eukaryota; Metazoa; Chordata; Actinopteri; Perciformes; Serranidae.
CUCACCAUCAGACGGCUGUUCACACAGGAGACAUGGGACCGUGGAGUCACCGAAGGGGGGAAACUCUUCUCCACAACAACUCUAACCGACCCGAGGAGCUCAUAUCCCGCUGAACAUCCUUUAAUGGACGCUCUUCUUCUUCCACUGUGUUUCUAAUUCCCACCAGGACCACCGGAAGACACGCAACUUAAAUGACAACUGAAGUUAUCCGUUCAUUUUUGAUACCUAGGGCAAAGUGCCACACCUUCGCUUAGCACAACAGCUCCACGACACAGCUGGCCAAAUGGGGUGCCAAUGCUGCAGGAUGAUAAAAAGCUACAUCUACGACCCCUCUGUGGCGGGAGAUGUGAGGAAGUCUGACUCUGCGGGCAGCUCACUCUACCAUCCCCACCACCUCUCAGGCGGGGCCCUCAGCGGUGACCCGCUCGGCAGCCCCAGCAAGCAGAAACAGGGCUUCAACAAUCUGGGCUACAGCAAGUCCAACGACAGCACGCUCAAGCUAGAGGUGGACAACAACCACGUCAACCACAGGCUGCACGCUGCACCUUCACCUGCGACGGAGCUGCACAGGCAGGCGAGCGCGCCACCUGGAGAUGGAGGUCUGUACAUCAUCCAGCCGCAAGCUCUGGGGCCGAGAUGGGUGAGUCAGGUUCCCGUUUACCCAGACAUACAGGACUAUGAGAACCAGAGGAGCUACGGCGAGCGGGUACGUGGUGUGACGAGGAACGAGUGGGACAGCUCCAUCACAGAGUGUGCGAUCGGCAGUGAAAGCCUGUCAGCAGACGAGGUGGACGAGGGUGUGGGAGGGACGCCGGAGUACCCGUGUGAUACGGGGGACGAGGGUAGCAUCCUGUCAGUGGACAUCCACACCAGCACCACCAGCCUGUCGUCAGUCGACACCAGGGAGGAGCUCAGACGGCCAAAGACUCCGGACGUUUCCACCGUAGAGAGUGGGAUCUCUGUGACAAAGAGUGACGACGACGACAAGGUGGAGGCAAGGAACCAGGAGGAGGAGGUGCAGAGCGUUACAGACUCGAUGGUGGCGGAGGCUCUCGCUGCUUUGGAGGCCGCCACCGCUGGCGAGGAAUUUGAAUAACGGACCUCUGCGGUGCCUCUCAGUUAUCACCAAAAAAACUCUUGAUAGAGCGUUCAUGAAACUUUGUUGUGUUUUCAUCAAAGAACAUGAAGCGAAUGAAGGAAAACUGUUUACAAAAAGAUUUAUUUUUGAACUCAAAAUCUUGGAUAUUUUUUUAUUCUGUUCACACUGACAGAAGAUAACGUGUGAAGGAGGCAACUUUUCCAAUGCCACAAAUUGAAAAGAUGUGUGAGUAUCGCCUGCAGCCAUAUCAGCCUGUUAUGAAUCCAGCGUAUUUAACACUCCACAGUCCUCAUAAGCCUGUAUGUGCUCACUCACUGCUCUGCCAUGUCCAUACUGCCCAUGUACAGUCAUUGCUUGCAGGUUGCUUUUAUCAUAUUAGCCUCAUUUUGGAGCAUAGCUAUGCUAAAGCGGGAUUUAUACUUGUGCGGCAGCCUACGCAAGUGGCCUACACUGUUGUGAGCAUUUAUACUUGUGCAGUGGUGGUGUCUGUGUCACUCUGCAGUUAUACCUUCACAACGCUAGUUGGCAGUGGAGGUUUCUGUGAAGAGCUGUAAAGUUUAGUUGAUCCAAAACACACAUUAAACACACAUUAAACAUGGCUUA